GAUCAGAGCAAUUCUUUUCGGAGGUCCUGAGAAUUGGUUAAGGUCCCAUUCGCAGCAGAUCCUGAGCAGAAGAACCCACCAGUGUUCCAAGGACAGCGCUCCAGAGAAUCAGAACGACUUGCGAUGGCUGGCACAUGUCUGCAGUUUUUUGGCUUCAUCUCAGGCUUAAUUGGCUGGAUCGGUGUUAUAGUUGCCACUGCCACCAAUGACUGGGUACUGACUUGUGAACACAGCAUCAACACGUGUAGAAAACUGGAUUUGCUGGGAUCCAGGGGACUGUGGGCAGACUGUGUCAUCUCGGUUGGACUCUAUCAUUGUAGGCCACUAUCUGACAUCCUUACCCUGCCAGCUCACAUCCAGGCAGCCCGGGCACUGAUGAUAACCGGCUCUUUCCUGGGACUUCCGGCGGUGUUCCUGCUCCUCUCCUCCCUGCCCUGCAUUCGCAUGGGCCAUGACCCAGGAACCGAGAAGCACAAGCGCUUUCUGCUGGGAGGAGUGCUGCUAGUCAUCCUGGCUCUGGCCACCAUCAUCGCCACCAUCUGGUUUCCAGUUUCCACUCACAAGGAGACCACCAUCGUGACUUUCGAGUACUCCCUGUAUGCCGGCUGGAUUGGGGCUGCAUCUUGCCUUUUUGGUGGUAUAGUAAUUGUGUGUUGCACUGGAGAGUCUCAAGCGUUCAUGGAAAACCGCUUCUAUUACUCAUCUCAAGGUUCUGGAUCACCAACCCAUGCUAAGAGCGCAAAUGUUUAGGGAUCCGGUGAUCUCGUGUUCUGACUGAUUUGAGCCCUUGUUACGCUGUUGCUGGUGGACCAACAUAACUUAUGUUCCUCUGACUUUUAUCUGUGCAUGCUGUUCUUGAACAUAAAA
Molecule: messenger RNA, 867 nt
Organism: Spea bombifrons (plains spadefoot toad)
Lineage: Eukaryota; Metazoa; Chordata; Amphibia; Anura; Pelobatidae
Gene: CLDN11
Product: claudin 11
Exons: 3
Coding region: 124-750 (208 amino acids)
Biological process (GO): cell adhesion; bicellular tight junction assembly
Cellular component (GO): bicellular tight junction; plasma membrane
Molecular function (GO): structural molecule activity
Source: RefSeq, a predicted model, not a curated record